CGCAUGGGAUGAUGUCGGAUAAAUCUAACGUGCACUGUGUUACUUCGUCUUCUCCGUAUACAUGGACGAUACGAUACGCUCGGAAGACUUCAACCUGUCGAAGAAUCCAUGUCAUAUACAUCCUUUACUACAUGUACCAUACAUAAACACACAUACUACGCAUCAGGGGGACAUACAAAUGUAUCCCCACAUCCACCCAUCCAAUCAUCAUAAUUACCUCAUUCACCGCCCAUCGCAUCUCAUCUCAUCGCAUAACCCACCCCAGCAAACGCCCCAUCUACUUCACCCCACUCCAGAAACGAGAAAAAAAACACCAUAUCAUCGGUGUAUAAAUCCUUCAUAAAAAAUUCAAAUCAUGAGAAAAAAACCACGCACGCGCGCCAAAAUAUGCCGUAAACACGCCCUUAAAUCAAGGCCCAUGAUAUAAAAUCCCGUGUGCCAUUGGAAAAGGAAAACCUCCCCUAGAUCAUGUGGGGAGGAAGCAAGGAAGGAAGGAAGGAAUGAAGCGAGAGAAGCGCCCAGUAUGCAAAACCCGCCGAAGCCGCUGGACUUUUCUU
Messenger RNA from Dothidotthia symphoricarpi CBS 119687, 557 nucleotides. RefSeq lists its product as uncharacterized. NCBI's taxonomy places the organism in Eukaryota, Fungi, Ascomycota, Dothideomycetes, Pleosporales, Dothidotthiaceae. The transcript has a single exon. Bases 62 to 343 code for a protein of 93 amino acids. The record is from RefSeq and is a predicted model, not a curated record.